Messenger RNA from Mus caroli (Ryukyu mouse), 2991 nucleotides. NCBI's taxonomy places the organism in Eukaryota, Metazoa, Chordata, Mammalia, Rodentia, Muridae. The record is from RefSeq and is a predicted model, not a curated record.
AUGGUGUACGGAAAAUAUGCCAAAGUUUAUCUCAUUCUUCUUGUAUCUGUUGAUGCUUGCUUUGUGAUGAAGUCAUUGUCUUGUAAACAUACUGAGAAUCUACUACAAAAGGUGUAUACACAAAAUUAUUUUCAAAAAGAAAUAACACAAAGAUUUGGACUUAAUGGUCUUUUCGACCUAUAUAGAAAGAAGUUUUGGGAAUAUAGAAGUGGUGGUGAGGAGCAUGAAAUAUGUGAUUAUGAAAAUUAUCUUCUGGCAAAACACAUCUAUUUUAAUUCUGAAAAGAAUAAAGGAGUUCUAACUAUUCCUGAGAGAACUCAGUCUGGGUCACUCCCAUUUUUACAAUUGGAGGCUACUCUAGCAGAAUUUUUACAAGUUUUGAAAUGCAACAAUGUUCUAAAGAGGAAUACAAAAACCUUAAAGAGUGACAUUUGGGUGAAUAAACCCACUUCCCUGAAGCAUUUAUCAAGUAGUAUGGGAUUUAACAGUACUUGGAGAAGAGAAAAAAAUACUGAAUAUCAUCAAUGUGAAAGAUACUUCUCUAAAAAUUCAUUACAGCUCCCUCAACAAUUAAAUCUACUCUGUGACAAGUUCUACCAUUUAGGUCAACAUAAGAAACUUGGAACAUAUCAUGUGGGAGGUAGCUGUGGAAACUCCAACAGAGUAAAUGAUAGUAACACAGGCUACAUUAAAAACCCUUUUCUGAAGUAUUGCCAAAACAAUCAACAUGAAUGGAUUUUAUACCAAGGUGAUGUCAUAUUAUAUGAUUCUCAUCAUGAAACAAUUCUAAGUAAAAAUGAGAUAAGUAAAUGUAUUUCAGAAAAUCAUUAUAACCAUGAUAGUAGACUGGCUAUGUCUAAUCACUGCUCUCAGUCAUCUUUGCAACAGCAGGAUCAUACCACAGGGAACCUUUAUAAAAAUGACUGGCAGGAUGACAUUUUAAAUGAUUCCUUAAUACUUCAGGUUUAUAACAGAAUGUGGACUAAAGGAUAUUUCAACAAAUAUACAUGUGAUACAUACAGGAAUGCUUUAAUUGAAUCGUUAUACUUAGAGAAAGAUAACAUAAAACACAUUAAAAAACAACUUUCCCAGGCCCCAGGAUAUAAUAAGGUCUUUAAUUUCAAUUCCAAUGUCAUUCAACAUGGUUCAAACCAUAAUGGAGAGGGAAUACAGAAAGUCAAAGUACAUAUGUAUGGUUUUUUCAAUAUACGAAAUCUCUUGAGACAUUCAAAUUUAUCAGUUGAAGAAAAACCUUCAAAAUAUAAAACACCAGAGAAAUGUUCCAGUAAAUCCUCAGGCCUUAUGGUAUUUCAAGAUAGAGGAAAACCAUGGAAAUGUGUGCAAUGUGGCAAGUCCUUUGCUCAGUAUUCAGCUCGUCAAAACCCUCACAGGAUCUGUACUGUAAAGAAACUGUAUAGUUGUAAGGAAUGUUCAAAAUCAUUUACUUGGUUCUCAAAACUUCAAGCUCGCCACAGAAUACACACUACACAGGAACUUUAUAAAUCUAAUAAGUGUGGGGAAUCAUUUACCCAGUCAUCAAAUCUUCAAGUUUAUCAGAGAAUCCACCACACAGGAGACAAGCCUUACAAAUGUAAUGAAUGUGGUAAAUAUUUUACCCAUUCCUCAAGUCUUAAAGAUCACCAGAGAAUCCAUACAAGAGACAAACCUUACAAAUGUAAUAACUGUGGGAAAAGUUUUAUAAAGUCCUCAGGUCUUAAAAGGCACUACAGAAUCCACACAGGAGACAAACCAUACAAGUGUAAUGAAUAUGGUAAAUAUUUUACCCAGUCUUCAAAUCUUCAAGUUCAUCAGAGAAUCCACACAAAAGACAAACAUUACAAAUGUAAUGAAUGUGGUAAAUAUUUUGCCCAUUCCUCAAGUCUUAAAGAUCACCACAGAAUCCAUACAAGAGACAAAACUUAUAAAUGUAAUAACUGUGGGAAAAGUUUUAUACGGUCCUCAGAUCUUAAAGGGCACUAUAGAAUCCACACAGGAAACAAGCCUUACAAAUGUAAUGAAUGUGGUAAAUAUUUUACCCAGUCCUCAAGUCUUAAAGAUCACCACAGAAUCCACACAGGAGACAAACCUUACAAAUGUAAUAACUGUGAGAAAAGCUUUUUAUGUCCCUCAGAGCUUAAAACUCACUACAGAAUCCACACAGGAGACAAACCUUACAAAUGUAAUAACUGUGGGAAAAGUUUUACACAGUCCUCAAGUCUUAAAACGCACUACAGAAUCCACACAGGAGACAAACCAUACAAAUGUAAUGAAUGUGGUAAAUAUUUUACCCAGUCUUCAAGUCUUCAAGUUCAUCAUAGAAUCCACACAAAAGACAAACCUUACAAAUGUAAUGAAUGUGGUAAAUAUUUUGCCCAGUCUUCAAAUCUUCAAGUUCAUCAGAGAAUCCACACAGGAGACAAACCUUACAAAUGUAAUGAUUGUGGUAAAUAUUUUGCCCAUUCCUCAAAGCUUAAAACGCACUACAGAAUCCACACAGGAGACAAACCAUACAAAUGUAAUGAAUGUGGUAAAUAUUUUACCCAGUAUUCAAAUCUUCAAGUUCAUCAGAGAAUCCACACAAAAGACAAACAUUACAAAUGUAAUGAAUGUGGUAAAUAUUUUGCCAGUUCCUCAAGUCUUAAAGUACACCACAGAAUCCACAAAGGAGACAAACCUUACAAAUGUAAUGAAUGUGGUAAAUAUUUUACCUGAUCUUCAAGUCUUAAAGUUCACCCCAGACUUCAUACUGUAGACAAACCUGUUAAAGGUAAUUAGUGUGGGAAAUCAUUUACACAGUCCUCAAAACUACAAGCUUCCCACAGAAUACACACUGAACAUCGACCUUAUAAAUCUAAUAAUUGUGGGAAAUCAUUUAUCCAGUAAUCAAGUCCUCUAGCUCACCACAGAGUCCAUACAAGAGGCAAACAGGCAAAUGUAAUUAAUGUGGAAAAAGCUUUAUAUAGUCCUCAGAUCUUAUCAAUUACUACAUAA